AUGGCACUAAUCUGCCACGAAUUUAGAGGCAAUCGGUACAGCUCCCCACUGCUCAGCUUCUGUGCUAUGCUCAGCGUCAAGCCGUAUACUAAGACGUGGAAAGAGCCGGGCAACUACAACAGCUGCUUGUCUGGUGUGAUCUGGGUUGUACAGCUGAUCAUCUUCCACGCUAGCGCCUGUCUAGAGAAGGCGGAGCUAGGUGAUACGCUCGAGCGCAUUGAGCAGUAUUGCGGGCAGUUCUUAAAGCAGGACACCGAGACUCCUAUGGGCGAGAUCCUCGGCUGGCGCUUACUGCUGUUUACUGUCUCGAAGGAGGUCGUUGGGCCGCACCAAACACAGUGGGAUGUGGACGAGAAGGUCCUGACCUACUGGGACGUUGAUUUGCAUAUGGAUCACGUGCCGCGGCUCUUACUCUCCGACUUCUAG
Mollisia scopiformis is the source of this 426-nucleotide messenger RNA. RefSeq lists its product as uncharacterized. Lineage: Eukaryota; Fungi; Ascomycota; Leotiomycetes; Helotiales; Mollisiaceae. Bases 1 to 426 code for a protein of 141 amino acids. The transcript has a single exon. The record is from RefSeq and is a predicted model, not a curated record.